This is a messenger RNA of Hippopotamus amphibius kiboko, 3225 nucleotides long. It is a transcript of the gene DGKB, whose product is annotated as diacylglycerol kinase beta. The transcript is spliced from 25 exons. Gene Ontology annotation, molecular function: ATP-dependent diacylglycerol kinase activity; calcium ion binding. The record is from RefSeq and is a predicted model, not a curated record. Bases 1 to 2412 code for a protein of 803 amino acids. Gene Ontology annotation, biological process: diacylglycerol metabolic process; lipid phosphorylation; intracellular signal transduction. NCBI's taxonomy places the organism in Eukaryota, Metazoa, Chordata, Mammalia, Artiodactyla, Hippopotamidae. Gene Ontology annotation, cellular component: plasma membrane.
AUGACAAACCAGGAAAAAUGGGCCCACCUCAGCCCCUCAGAAUUUUCCCAGCUUCAGAAAUAUGCUGAAUAUUCUACAAAGAAAUUAAAAGAUGUUCUUGAAGAAUUCCAUGGUGAUGGUGUGCUUGCAAAGUAUAAUCCUGAAGGGAAACAAGACAUUCUUAAUCAAACAAUAGAUUUUGAAGGUUUCAAGCUAUUUAUGAAGACAUUCCUGGAAGCUGAGCUUCCUGACGAUUUCACAACACACCUUUUCAUGUCAUUUAGCAACAAGUUUCCUCAUUCUAGUCCAAUGGUAAAAAGUAAGCCUGCUCUCCUUUCAGGUGGUCUCAGAAUGAAUAAAGGUGCCAUCACCCCUCCCCGUACUUCUCCAGCAAAUACGUGUUCCCCAGAAGUAAUCCAUCUGAAGGAUAUUGUCUGUUACCUGUCUCUCCUUGAAAGAGGAAGACCUGAGGAUAAACUGGAAUUUAUGUUUCGCCUCUAUGACACGGAUGGAAAUGGCUUCCUGGACAGCUCGGAACUAGAAAAUAUCAUCAGUCAGAUGAUGCACGUGGCUGAGUACCUUGAAUGGGACGUCACUGAACUUAAUCCAAUCCUCCAUGAAAUGAUGGAAGAAAUUGACUAUGAUCAUGACGGAACGGUCUCUCUAGAGGAAUGGAUUCAAGGAGGGAUGACAACAAUUCCACUUCUUGUGCUCCUGGGCUUAGAAAAUAAUGUGAAGGAUGACGGACAGCAUGUGUGGCGACUCAAGCACUUUAACAAACCUGCCUACUGCAAUCUUUGCCUGAACAUGCUGAUCGGCGUGGGGAAGCAGGGCCUCUGCUGCUCCUUUUGCAAGUACACAGUCCACGAGCGCUGUGUGGCUAGAGCGCCUCCUUCUUGCAUCAAGACUUACGUGAAGUCCAAGAAGAACACUGAUGUGAUGCAUCAUUACUGGGUUGAAGGCAACUGCCCAACCAAGUGUGACAAGUGCCACAAAACGGUUAAAUGUUACCAGGGCUUGACAGGACUACAUUGUGUUUGGUGUCAGAUCACACUGCAUAAUAAAUGUGCUUCUCAUCUAAAACCUGAAUGUGACUGCGGACCUUUGAAGGACCAUAUUUUACCACCCACAACAAUCUGUCCAGUGGUAUUGCAGACUCUGCCCACUUCAGGAGUUUCAGUCCCUGAGGAAAGACAAGCAACAGUGAAAAAGGAAAAGGGUGGGUCCCAGCAGCCAAACAAAGUGAUUGACAAGAACAAAAUGCAAAGAGCCAACUCCGUUACUGUGGAUGGACAAGGCCUACAGAUCACUCCUGUUCCUGGUACUCAUCCACUUUUAGUUUUUGUGAACCCCAAAAGUGGUGGGAAGCAAGGAGAACGAAUUUAUAGAAAAUUCCAGUAUCUACUAAAUCCUCGUCAGGUUUACAGUCUUGCUGGAAAUGGACCCAUGCCAGGGUUAAACUUUUUCCGUGAUGUUCCUGAUUUCAGAGUGUUAGCCUGUGGUGGAGAUGGAACUGUGGGAUGGAUUUUGGACUGCAUAGAAAAGGCUAAUGUAGUCAAGCAUCCUCCAGUGGCUAUUCUGCCUCUCGGGACCGGCAAUGACCUAGCAAGAUGCCUGCGAUGGGGAGGAGGUUAUGAAGGUGAGAAUCUGAUGAAAAUCUUAAGAGACAUUGAAAACAGCACAGAAAUCAUGUUGGACAGGUGGAAGUUUGAAGUCAUACCUAAUGACAAAGACGAGAAGGGAGACCCAGUGCCUUACAGUAUCAUCAACAAUUACUUUUCCAUUGGCGUGGAUGCUUCCAUUGCACACAGAUUCCACAUCAUGAGAGAAAAACACCCAGAAAAAUUCAACAGUAGAAUGAAGAACAAAUUUUGGUAUUUUGAGUUUGGCACAUCUGAAACUUUCUCAGCCACCUGCAAGAAGCUACAUGAAUCUGUAGAAAUAGAAUGUGAUGGAGUACAGAUUGAUUUAAUAAACAUCUCUCUGGAAGGAAUUGCUAUUUUGAAUAUACCAAGCAUGCACGGAGGGUCCAAUCUUUGGGGAGAGUCUAAGAAAAGACGAAGCCAUCGCCGAAUAGAGAAAAAAGGGUCUGACAAAAGAACCACGCUCACAGAUGCCAAAGAGUUGAAGUUUGCAAGUCAAGAUCUGAGUGAUCAGCUGCUGGAGGUGGUUGGCUUGGAAGGAGCCAUGGAGAUGGGGCAAAUAUAUACAGGACUGAAAAGUGCUGGGCGGCGGCUGGCGCAGUGCUCCUCUGUGGUCAUCAGGACUAGCAAGUCUCUGCCAAUGCAGAUCGAUGGGGAGCCAUGGAUGCAGACCCCAUGCACAAUAAAAAUUAUACACAAGAACCAAGCCCCAAUGCUGAUGGGCCCUCCUCCAAAAACCGGGUUGUUCUGCUCCCUCGUCAAAAGAACAAGAAACCGAAGCAAGGAGUAAUCCUGUAUCGCUUCAUUCUCAGAGAUCUAAUUAGCAUAAUUGGGCCAUGGAACACUUAUGUUGGAAAUCUUUGAACAAUUCCAAGUCUCCUGCUCAUGCAAAAUCAUGGAAUUGGUUUAACAGUUUUUGUUACUGAGCUAAUGUAAAAUUCAGCUAUUAGAAAAUUUAAUGUCUCAGUUUUUAUAGGCAUCUUUGCAUGAAGAAAGCAGAAGUUUACAUGAAGUGAUACUGCAUAUUUUUGUGGCAUGCAUUCCCAUAGGUUUUUAUGUCUCCUACCCAUUCCUUCCCCAGUUUCCAUUUACUAACCUGUAAGAAAAAUCUGUACAACAACAAAAAAGGAAAUAUCAUGGGAAAUGUGAUUCCAGUUAUUAAUAAGCAGUACUUAAUAAUGCUACAGUGAUCAUAAUUGCAGAUUGCUAUACUUCUCCCUUUUAGAAUCAGUGUAUCAAUGAUCUUUGACCUAUGACUUUAGGAGAAACUUUUAAUUGAAAGAUUUUAUUAAAUAGUUGUCUACUUGCUGUAUCUAAACAGUUUUUCUUCAACAUCUUGAUGCUUCUGAGUGGAAUUCAAAAUAUGAGGUAUAAAGUUUUCUUGUGCUAAAAAAUAGGAAGUGGUUUUUAUUUUGUUUGGUUUUGUUUUUAAUUCCAGACAUAAGUGAAAACAUGUUACUUGGCAGUAAAGUGUGUUAAUAUGGAAAGCCUUAUUCCCUUCUGCAUGUGAAUUUAGAAGAAAAUUCUUAAUCACAACAGUAACCAAAUAGAUGUUUGAAACUAUGUGCCUAAUAAACUGUUUCCCACCAAAGAUUCAGAAAAA